AAACGCGCGCUAAUGUGGUGAAAUGUAAAGAGUUGGACAACAAAAAUUACACGAAGAUGUCCGGUCUUUUAGAUAAAUGUAAGAAGCUGUUUGGAGGGACGACUUUGUACGAUGUACUAGGAAUUGACAGCAGCGCGUCAGCUACUGAAGUGAAGAGAGGCUACCACAAGUUAUCCCUGUCUGUGCAUCCAGAUCGAGUUGCUGAGAAGGACAAAGAGACUGCCACAGAAAAGUUCCAGGUUCUGGGGAAGGUUUAUUCAGUCCUCUCUGACAAGGACAAGAGGGCAAUAUAUGAUGAGUCGGGAGAGAUUGAUGAGGAGAAUGAGACACAAGAACGUGAUUGGGCUAAGUAUUGGAGGCUCCUGUUUGCCAAAAUCUCUGUCAAGGAUAUUCAGGAAUUCGAAGCCAAAUAUAAAGGUUCUGAGGAAGAGUUAUCUGACCUGAAGAGUGCCUACGUGGACUAUGAAGGUGACAUGGAUAAAAUCUUGGAUGGAGUUCUGUGUGCCAGUCUGGAUGAUGAAGGCAGAUUCCGUUCUAUAUUGAAGGGUUGUAUCGAGAGGAAAGAAAUUCCAGAGUUCAAAACUUUUACAAAUGAAAGUAGCAAGAAGAAAAAGAAACGAAAGAAGAAGGCUGAAGCUGAAGCUUUGGAAGCAGAAGAGUAUGCGAAAGAACUAGGACUAGGGGAGGAAAACUCACUGCAAGCUCUGAUUCUGAAAAACCAAAAGUCACGCGAAGCACAGAUGAGUGGUUUUCUGGCAAAUUUAGAGGCCAAAUAUGCUAAGCCAGCAAAAAGUAAAGCUAAGGGGAAGUCAAAUGGAGCGUCACCAUCCAAAAAGAAGAAAUCCUGAUAUUCGUUGUUGUGAUGACUGCUAGUAUUUAGAGUUGUCUGUCCUGCCUGAGGUUUGCAAGGAAAAUGCUGUGCAAUAAGUGCAUUUAUACCAUCUGGACAGCUUUCACUGACGAAAGCUAUUAAGAGCUAUUGUUAACAGUGCUUCUCCAUGACUUGUUAUGACCAGCUUUGUAGGAAGUAGGCUGAGCAACUGUUGAGUCUAAAACUGAUGGCACUUCCAGAACCAACUAACAGUUUUAAUUACAUUCUACAUGUGUUCAGUUGCAAAAUAUCUACCUAUAGAAAUGACUCUGGUCAUCAUCUCCAGAGAAACAUCUAAAGAAAUUCUUGCACAGCAGUGUGUUUUGAGCAGGGUUGUUUAUGUUAUAUUUUCCUGUACAUGUAAAUCAGUUGACCAUUUUGACAUCAAUGAUGCAUUUACUGAUGAAAGAAAAAAAUGAAAUGAAAUAAAUCUUUCAGUCUGUUUUCUA
This is a messenger RNA of Liolophura sinensis, 1320 nucleotides long. RefSeq names its product dnaJ homolog subfamily C member 9-like. Gene Ontology annotation, molecular function: heat shock protein binding. The record is from RefSeq and is a predicted model, not a curated record. Gene Ontology annotation, cellular component: nucleus; cytoplasm. The transcript has 5 exons. Bases 57 to 848 code for a protein of 263 amino acids. Lineage: Eukaryota; Metazoa; Mollusca; Polyplacophora; Chitonida; Chitonidae.